Messenger RNA from Penicillium concentricum, 1254 nucleotides. Its product is annotated as Major facilitator superfamily domain general substrate transporter. NCBI's taxonomy places the organism in Eukaryota, Fungi, Ascomycota, Eurotiomycetes, Eurotiales, Aspergillaceae. The record is from RefSeq and is a predicted model, not a curated record. The coding region runs from base 1 to 1254 and encodes 417 amino acids. The transcript has a single exon.
AUGAAUGGUUUGGGAGUGGGCGGAUCCCAGAGCCCAGAUUUGGUCAACACGGCCAACGCGUUACUAUACGCCUUGAUGACAGUGACCUGUUUCGCUGGUCCACUCGUCACCAAUGCGAUCGGCUUUCGCUGGACCCUGACAUUGGGGUCACUUGGAUACCCACUCUACGCAGCGGGCUUGUAUUUGAACAAUCGAACUGGCGCAACAUGGCUUGUGUAUGUCGGUUGUGUCACUUGCGGCAUCAGCGCCGGUUUCUUUUGGAGUGUUGAGGGUGCCGUCGCCACAGGGUACCCCGAGCAACACAAGCGUGGCCGCUACAUUGCAACCUGGUUCACGUUCCGUAAUUUUGGCAAUAUCAUUGGUGGUACGGUCUCUUUGGGGAUAAACCACAGCGUCAACCACCGCGGCCAGGUUGGGUACCAGACGUAUCUCGCUUUCAUUGCCAUCCAAUGUCUUGGACUGGUCAUUGGGCCUCUCCUGUCAAACCCAGAGAAAGUGCAAAGAGACGAUGGAACGCGUAUCGAGGCCCCCCGCGGUAUCCACUGGCGUGACGAGCUCCGCGCGAUGUGGCGACUGGCAAGGAGUAGAUCGAUCUUGCUCCUUGUCCCGCUGUUCUGGUAUUUCGGGUGGAUCCAGGCAUACCCUGGCACAUAUCUUGCGACCUAUUUCACUGUUCGCGCUCGCGCACUCGGAAGCUUCAUGUCCGCGGUUGUGGGAACGCUGGCGACUUGGUUGGGUGGAUCGUUAGUGGAUCUGCCUUGGUUGAAGAAUCGGAAGCACAGAGCAGUUGUCACAUUCAUCGUGAUUGCACUCAUGAACAGUGCGACCUGGAUCUGGGCGGUCAUCAUUCAGAACGAGUACCGACAUACCAACCCUGUGUUGGACUGGGGCGAUCAGAGCUCCUUCGGUCGUGGCUUUGGCCUGUAUCUCUUUGAACGCAUCAGUCUGGGCUUGGUCGAGAACUAUAUAUACUGGUGUAUCGGAAAUCUCUCGGACUCCCCUGGCGAUCAAAUUCGAUACAGUUCAUUGCUUCGAGGUAUCGAAACGGCUGCAGUUGCGGUUGGAUUUGGCGUUCAGGCUGUGCCGACAGUGUUGAUUGCAACGGCGAGUAUUAAUCUCGGCCUUUGGUUCAUCGCCUUGCCUUUCAGUUAUUAUGCCACUCUUCAAGUCGUUCGAAAGUUCGAAUUAUUAGAUAAAGGAAAGCAGAGUCCGGAUGGAAGCGAUAGAGUGGCCGAACAGGUGGCUGAACGAUAA